ACCAUAACUAUCAAAAUGUGGACAAUUGAGGGGGCUAUAUACAACUCAUCAAAAUGGCAGCCUCCACUAGUAAAGCUUCGCGGAAGUGCAUGCCUCUGCAUGCAUUAUCAGACGCUGAUCGAAACCUACAAAUGUUGCCCUAUCCCAAUAGUUAUUGGAGACGUGAAUACAGGGAAAACCACAGCAUGUCGGAUGGCUUCGAAGAUGAUGGGCAUGAAUCACCACUUGGGAUAUGCCGGAGAGCGUUAUUUGCCCAAACAAACGGCGGCGUCAUCUUUCCCGGUAUUUAUCGAUGAUGCCGAGGGGAAAGACAUCGAAGGUCUCAUGACGAAAUAUUUCAACGGGGGCCUUGACGCUACAUGCUCAUUUGAAAGCCAGCCAAAGACAUGCCCAAUAGUAACGGCGAAUUGGUUUGUGUUGGAUAAAGUUGCAGGAAAUGCAAGGGCAAUGUCUCGCGCAUUGCUUGUUCCGUUUUCGAAGAGUGAACGAAGGAUGGGCGAGCGACAGUGCCUUGAUGAAUUGGAAAGGAGCGAGAUUGAGGAGCGAGCGGUCCAUGCCCUUCCUGCCCUGGUGAAGAUUGGCAAGAAACUAACCAAACACAAGAUCGACAUCCUUACUGUGUACAGAUCAAAGGUCGCCAAAGCCACCAAGGGUAUCAACUGCGAGGACAGAAUACAUCUUUGCUACGGUUUGCUGUUAUUUGUAACAGAGCACCUCAUUCGCAAAGCUUCGUUACAGUACCCACCUGAAGCUGCGGAGGUGUUCCUUCAGGAAGCAAUGGUCCCUCGUAUCAAGACGUUUCAGAGCGAUAUCACGCACACUGAACUACAUACUGGUACCUCCCCCGACAAUAGACAACUAGACAUUCCAGGCAUAAUAAUGCAGGCAACACGCAUUUUCAGCUUGGGGGAGUUGCUGAUGGUAAUAAACCCACACAUUGACUUACGGGCAAAUGCAGAACAGGGAACUCCAGCUGAUGAAGGCUUGGGCUUCCAUAUGAACGACAUGAUUCAACUCUUUCAAAAGAGCAAUCUGCCAUUGCACUCGAAGGUGGCAUGGAGGAGUGCCAUUUCUGCCGACCAUCUGAUGAGAGGCAAGAUCCAAGCAUUCAUGAACUCUGACAGGUGCUACAGCUACAUCAGAAGAGGCCGGACGGAUGGAAGCACAAAUCCACGUAAUAGGUCGGCCGUGUUCAUAUCAUACAAGCGCUUCAAUAUGCAGCAGCUGAAGCAGCUCCAAAAGGUAUUCAAAGUGAAAGCCGGUAUAGACGACAGUGAAGAUGACAGUUCUGAAAGUGAGAGCUCCGAUUUUGAUAUGAAUGCACCGACAGAUAGUCAGAGUGUUCAGGGAGGCUCCGCAUUACUGGCAAAGACACCAGUCCCUGCCGGCAAUGCUGAUCCUGGUGUCCCUGCCGGCAAUGCUGAUCCUGGUGCCCCUGCCUGCUAUGCUGAUCCUGGUGUCCCUGCCGGCAAUGCUGAUCCUGGUGUCCCUGCCGGCAAUGCUGAUCCUGGUGCCCCUGCCCGCAAUGCUGAUCCUGGUGCCCCUGCCUGCAAUGCUGAUCCUGGUGUCCCUGCCGGCAAUGCUGAUCCUGGUGUCCCUGCCGGCAAUGCUGAUCCUGGUGUCUCUGCCGGCAAUGCUGAUCCUGGUGCCCCUGCCCGCAAUGCUGAUCCUGGUGCCCCUGCCUGCAAUGCUGAUCCUGGUGUCCCUGCCGGCAAUGCUGAUCCUGGUGUCCCUGCCGGCAAUGCUGAUCCUGGUGUCCCUGCCGGCAAUGCUGAUCCUGGUGCCCCUGCCCGCAAUGCUGAUCCUGGUGCCCCUGCCUGCAAUGCUGAUCCUGGUUUCCCUGCCCGCAAUGCUGAUCCUGGUGCCCCUGUCGGCAAUGCUGUUCCUGGUGCCCCUGCCCGCAAUGCUGAUCCUGGUGCCCCUGCCCGCAAUGCUGAUCCUGGUGCCCCUGCCUGCAAUGCUGAUCCUGGUGUCCCUGCCGGCAAUGCUGAUCCUGGUGUCCCUGCCGGCAAUGCUGAUCCUGGUGUCCCUGCCGGCAAUGCUGAUCCUGGUGUCCCUGCCCGCAAUGCUGAUCCUGGUGUCCCUGCCGGCAAUGCUGAUCUUGGUGUCCCUGCCCGCAAUGCUGAUCCUGGUGCCCCUGUCGGCAAUGCUGAUCCUGGUGUCCCUGCCUGCAAUGCUGAUCCUGGUGCCCCUGCCCGCAAUGCUGAUCCUGGUGCCCCUGCCCGCAAUGCUGAUCGUGGUGCCCCUGCCUGCAAUGCUGAUCCUGGUGUCCCUGCCGGCAAUGCUGAUCCUGGUGUCCCUGCCCGCAAUGCUGAUCCUGGUGCCCCUGUCGGCAAUGCUGAUCGUGGUGCCCCUGCCCGCAAUGCUGAUCCUGGUGCCCCUGCCGGCAAUGCUGAUCCUGGUGCCCCUGCCGGCAAUGCUGAUCCUGGUGUCCCUGCCGGCAAUGCUGAUCCUGGUGCCCCUGCCUGCAAUGCUGAUCCUGGUGCCCCUGCCGGCAAUGCUGAUCCUGGUGUCCCUGCCCGCAAUGCUGAUCCUGGUGCCCCUGCCGGCAAUGCUUAUCGUGGUGCCCCUGCCUGCAAUGCUGAUCCUGGUGUCCCUGCCCGCAAUGCUGAUCCUGGUGCCCCUGCCGGCAAUGCUGAUCCUGGUGCCCGUGCCGGCAAUGCUUAUCGUGGUGCCCCUGCCUGCAAUGCUGAUCCUGGUGCCCCUGCCUGCAAUGCUGAUCCUGGUGCCCCUGUCGGCAAUGCUGAUCCUGGUGCCCCUGCCCGCAAUGCUGAUCCUGGUGUCCCUGCCGGCAGUGCUGAUCCUGGUGCCCCUGUCGGCAAUGCUUAUCGUGGUGCCCCUGCUGGCAAUGCUCCUGGUGUCGCUGAGCAUGCUCGUGUUGCAGGACCUGUGAAGAGGAAAUCAGCUUCCAAACCAAGAACACAUAGACAGCUCUUUGGAUUCGACAUAAGUCGACGAAGGAGAGAUGUCACUGACAGAGUUGCAUCGGAAGUGGAGGAUGACUUAGCUACUCCCUUGAAGCCAUCCGAAGUGGGACAUGAGCAAAAAGAUGACAUCUGCCAUGCAUGCAUGAGAUUCAACUUGAGGAAGAGUGGACAUAAACAAACGAAUCGGAUCUCUUGGAUAGCAUGCACAAGGUGUGACAAGUGGUUCCACCAACUCUGUGUUAAUUUAAAAAUAACCCGCAAGGCAGCAGCAAAUUUUGACUUCAUUUGCAGUUCAUGCCUAUUCACUUAAAGAAAAAAAAAGAUCGUUAUUUGCUUACGUACAUCCAAGACAUUCUUUUCAGAAUGUCGCCAUCUGUAUAUUAAUUGUAUUUUGAGGCUACUUUUUAAUUAUUCGAAGGAUUCAUGGUCCGGUCAAUUUCUGUCAAUACCUAAAACAAAUUGCAAUAGAAACCAUUCAAGCGUCAAACAUAUUCAAUUAAAUACACAAACAAUAGGUGAAAAAUCGAAUUGUUUUAGAAUGCAGUGGAAGGGUGUUACACUUGAGUGGUAGUACACUUGUCACACUGCCUUAUGUCUUUUCUCUUAUGCCCAGAAUAAACCUAAAUUUUCACUGCACGAUUUUAUCCAGUUAAUAUGUCUUCAUAAAGUUUUUUGAGUAUACCUUAUUUUUGGGGGAUAAUUUUAGGUAUUUUAUAAGUUAUGGCAAUGACCUAUAUUCAUCACAAAACGAACACACGAAUCUUAUAUUUCUGAUAUUUUCCCUAAUAUUGAAAAUUGGACUCCGGUGAAGUACACACUUAAAUUUUAACUUUAAAUGGAUCUAUUUGUGUUGUUUGAAGUAGACCUGUUUAUGCAAAGAUUUUCCCUGAAACAAGUGGUUUAAUGAGCUAAGAGUGAGUUAUUCUAACAAAUGUGCAUAAAUAAAAUCUCAAAUUAGUAUGUGACGGCAGUGUGAAGUAACAUAAAUUUUAAUAAUUGGUGGACAUAGAAAAGUCGUCUGCUGUGAUCAGUCGUGUCUCGCGAAGUACCAUACGUGAUGUGAACGGAUUUUAUGACGGGUAACGGACGCAAAAGAAAACAUGAAGCCCUCCAUAUGACUGUUUACGUAUGAUGAACAAUUAUUAGCGAAAAGUUAAUGCAAACAUUUUUCCCUCCUUUGAUGAAAUUGGAUUGUAAUGUAUGUUGACUUUUUCAUUAGCGUGAUAGCAUUAAAAUAAAUUGUAUUGCAAGUUGUUGUUUUGUUAUAAAUUGACCGGACUAUCAGAAUCAACGUGACAAGAAAGUUAGAUUUAAUUGGGACAAUUGCUAAGCCCACAUUAGCACUUAGUAAUGGUACAACGUAGUAAAUUAGUUUUAUACAUUUUAGCCACAAUUACUGCGUGGCGUACGCAUACUGCAUGUACAGGAAUGGUGGGAUGCCAUUUUUACCUAAAAGAAACAGUGCCAUUUAAUCUUAAUAUUUCAAGAGGGUAAUCAUCAUGGCUGUGUGCACAAUAAUUUGACAUGUUGAUGUCGCGGACCCUUUACAUUAGUUGUGUGGCCAUUACAUUAUUCAUUGAAAAGGCUCCGAUACUGUUGAAUGUACAAAUGUGUCCGUAGCCUAAAUAGAUUAGUAUAUGUACACACAAAAACAUUGAGUUUAAAGUGGCCAGUUAAAGGGCUGAUGAAGUAAGUGAAUAUUUCUUAUAGGAACAUAUUUUGUGCUACUUUCGAAUUCAUCUCCCUUAUUGUUAAUUUUGUUGAAAUGUGCAGUACGUUCUUAAACAUUUUAAAAUUUUAAAUGCUUUUCAGGACAACCAAGGUUGCUGUUGUCGUGAUGUCAUUUCAGGGAGACACUGUUCAUAUUAUGUGUUGUUCUAUUGAAAAAGUGGACCCAAAAUAUGGUCAUUGAAAACAAUUGUGAUAAAAACGAUUCAAUAAUGAAAGAAAGUUUACGACAGCGAAAUAUCACAAUUUUGCCAACUUGUUGUGCAUAAACUAAUUGCAACAUUGAUGUUUCUGUCUGAUAUAAUGGCAUCAAGCUUUUGCUCAUAUGAAAAUUUGCAUUAAAAACCAAAGAGCACCAAUAUACCCUUCAAAAUGGCAAAAUUGAAAUUGAAAAUAAUGUUAAAUUGACACGAACAGGGGCGGAUCCAGGAAUUUUU
Messenger RNA from Patiria miniata (bat star), 5092 nucleotides. Its product is annotated as collagen alpha-1(III) chain-like. The record is from RefSeq and is a predicted model, not a curated record. The transcript has 13 exons. Lineage: Eukaryota; Metazoa; Echinodermata; Asteroidea; Valvatida; Asterinidae. Bases 16 to 3237 code for a protein of 1073 amino acids.